This is a messenger RNA of Neoarthrinium moseri, 3117 nucleotides long. RefSeq lists its product as uncharacterized. Gene Ontology annotation, biological process: protein deubiquitination. The record is from RefSeq and is a predicted model, not a curated record. Gene Ontology annotation, molecular function: cysteine-type endopeptidase activity; cysteine-type deubiquitinase activity. The transcript has 2 exons. Lineage: Eukaryota; Fungi; Ascomycota; Sordariomycetes; Amphisphaeriales; Apiosporaceae. Gene Ontology annotation, cellular component: nucleus; cytosol. The coding region runs from base 1 to 3117 and encodes 1038 amino acids.
AUGGCGGCCCCUACCAAUGGCUACUCGUCGCCCUCGAACGGCCGCAAGCCCUUCGCCCACAUCGACGAUGUCACCUCCGUCGCCGUCGAGAUCGACCCCCAUACGCCCCUGCGCAAGGUCCUCGAGCUGGGCGAUACCCACAUGCGCCAGGCCAUCACCUUCAGCGACUUCAGGCGCCCCGACCUGGCCCUCCAGGAGUACAUCAAGGCCUUCACCAUCGCCGUCGACAAGAUACCCAAGCACAAGGACUAUCCCUCCCUGAAGAACGAUCGCAGCGACCUGAGCAGGCUGUACAGCGCUCUGAAGGUCAAGAUCACCAACAACUCCGACAAGUUCGACAAGAUCAAGGCCGAGAUCAAGGAGGACAACCUGCGCAAUGGCGUGCGCUCCGCGAGACGCGCCUCCGAGGCUCUUCUCAUGAACCUGCCCAGUGUGCCGGGCUCCCUCCCUAAUCAGCACAAACCCAACGGCCUGAACGGUACGGCAGACAAACACGCGGGCAACGGCUUCGAAACCCGGCCCAGGAACGGCAGCGCCAGUGGAAACGCGAGGGCCAAGCCGGCAGUGCAACCAAAGCCACAGGUGCUUCAUGGGAACACCAUCAACAAGCCUUCAGCCGGUCCUGUCGGCCAGGACCUGGCAAGCAGGUUUGCCCAACUGCGUAGCGCUCAAGACGCGUCGCCUAUACCACCGUCGGGACACGGCAAACCGUCGGGGCCUAGAGACAUGCCCAAUACAAAUCGCCCGCAGCCACAUAUCAACAGCGCUGUGCCGACCAUGCCCAAGAUGCCUGAUGCUAUCUACAGCCCGGCAAGGGGCACCAUUACCAGCGAGAUAGCAGAUCUCCCUUCCAGCACACCCAGGGGCAUGUUCAGCCGCACCAACUCCAUUGCCUCCGUGUCCUGCUCUUCUGCGAGGAACUCGAUUGACAUCGGGUCGAGGCCGAUGGCAACCGAGCAUUCCGUCCCGACGCAGAGUACCCACGAGAAUGGCACAGCGGCCGCACCCGCUUCGCCACGGAUUCAAAUCCCACCAGGCAAUACAAUCACCCCUGAGCAGCUCCAAGGGUACAUGCAAAAGGGGGCAAGCGUUGUCCGCUUGCUGAUCAUCGAUGUCCGCACUCGGGAAGAGUUCGACGAUGGGCACAUCAUGUCCCAGAACACCAUCUGUGUCGAGCCUUCUGUUUUGGCCAGAGGCGAUAUCUCAGCUGACGAUAUCGAGGAGAGCAUGGGAAUAGCACCCGAUGAAGAGAUGAAAGCAUUUGAGAACCGCGCCAAAUUCGACCUUGUGGUCUUUUAUGACGAAGAAUCAACCAAACUACCCGAGAAUCCCCGGAACGACGAGGACGGCUUCGUCCUGUUUACUCUAUACCAGGCACUCGACCACUUCAAUUAUGGAAGGGAGCUCAGGAACAAACCGAAACUGCUGCGGGGCGGCGUAGAAGCGUGGACCGACAUCUUUGGCCGGUACAGUCUGCAGGAAUCCAAAACAUCCGCAGCGAUCAAGGAUGGCAAGCCCAAACCUGACCUCAGCCGGUUCAAGCCAGGUUAUAACAACAGGCGGCGAGCUAGAGCGCAGACGAAAGCAUUACGACCUGAAGAAAUCAAGGAAUUUGAGAGAAAGCUGCGGGAAGAUGAAGCAGCCGCCAGGUCACCACAGGAGUACGUCAGAAGUACACAAGAUUUCCUGCGGCGAUUCCCUUCGGCUUCCGAGAUACAGCAGUCCAUGUCAUCUCAGACCUCUGGCAGCCAGGACAGCUUUGAGUCUGAUCUCCCUCCUGCGCCGCCAACGCGCCCAGCUCCGGCAGUACCGCGUACUAGUUAUAGCGGUCUUUCGACCAAGAGCCCAGAGAGCGAUGUGCCACUUGCCAAGACAGCAAGCUCCGGCGUUGUCGUCCGGGAUCGGCCAACAGGGCUUAUCAAUCCUCACAACAACUGUUUUGCCAACUCCGCCAUACAAGCAAUCUUGGCUUCGCCGGGUUUUGCUCCUCAUUUUGCCUCAAAAGACUGGCCAACGAGCUGGAAGCCUGCAGAUGAUAAUCCACAGCUGAUGGCUAGGAUCCUGGGAAACUUGAUCCAGUGGCUGGCUGGAAAGCAGUUUGAGUCAAUGCAGCCCACAACUUUCAUGAAAUACUGUCAAUCUAUCCACGAAGGGUAUCGCCUCCCAGGAUCAAAUCGACUUUGCAAGUUUGGCGAUGGAACGCAGCAUGAUGCUUCAGAGUUUCUUUUUGACUUCGUGUUCUCGCAGCUGGAUAACGAAACAAACCGGAGCAGGAAUACGCAGUUUGUGAAUUACUCACAACCUGGUGAAGAAUUAAAGAAGAAGGAUAAAAAGAGAGCCCAGGCACUUCCGCUCAUCAGCCUUGCCUUUGACUCCUGGAACAAGUAUAUGUCAUUCCGUGACACAGUCAUGACAUGGCAUUGGGGCGUCCUCCAUGUCGACAGAAACGUCUGCCGGACGUGCCGAGACUCGGUAGACAGUUUCGGCUACUCUAAUUACCUCGAUCUGGGAGGCGUGUCUGGGCGGUACAGCGACGAACCUAUGACGCUAAAACAACUCCUUGAUGAGCAAUUCAACUCCAAGGAGACCAGACAGGCCGAUGGAGACUCGGGGUACGAGUGCGGGACAGAAGUUGGCGAAAUCCACAAAUCCAAGGAAGCCUACACCAAACUGGUCCGCCUGCCGCCGCUGCUGGCCAUCCGGUUCAAGCGGUGGGACGCGAUGGGCAACAAGGUCAAGCGCAAGAUCAAGUUCGACGUGGACAACCUCGACCUGACCGAGUACACGAUCGACACGUCGGACAUCACGGACCGUGGCACGGUCAACGGCUUCAGCGCCGAGAAGGUCUACGACCUGUACGCCGUCAUCGCGCACCGCGGCGACACGUCGAGCCAGGGCCACUACGUCUCGUACGUCAAGGACGGCGCCUCGCGCGACGCCAGCGCCUGGUUCUUCUGCAACGACCAGCAUGUCUACAAGCGCCGCGUCGGCAGCCCCACCAUGCCCCUCGAAGACGUCUGGUUCCAGUGCCUCGACGGCUUCACCCCCUUCGUCAUCUUCUACAAGCGCAGGGACGUGCCCUGGCAGUACGCAAGGCCCCCGGCCGGCAUGAGAUGA